Penicillium cataractarum is the source of this 504-nucleotide messenger RNA. RefSeq lists its product as uncharacterized. The transcript has 3 exons. Lineage: Eukaryota; Fungi; Ascomycota; Eurotiomycetes; Eurotiales; Aspergillaceae. The record is from RefSeq and is a predicted model, not a curated record. The coding region runs from base 1 to 504 and encodes 167 amino acids.
AUGCAUCUCCCUACGCUCUUCUACACCCUCGCAACUAUCACCAUCACUGCCGCCGUCCCUGUUGCAGCGGGAAACUCAGUGGCCGCUCCUACUCCCACGCAGGCCAUCGCGGCUCCGUCGCAGGCCUCUCCCGUGGCAUCCCCUUUGAUGACACCAGUGGGGGCGUACCAGUGCCCUGAAAAGCAGUUCAAGCGAUGCUGCAUGUCUCUUCAACAGACAUCGCGUAUGCUCAUCGACAACGUUGGAAAACUCGUUCCGGCUCUUGGGGGUAUUUCUGUUAGCUCGAAAGUCUCGUUCGAUUGCAAGGCUAUGGCUGAUGACAUUUCUCCGAACGCGUGUGACGCGGAGGGAUAUGCCCCGAUGUGCUGCAAUUCUGAUAAUGGGGACUCCGGAAUCAACGCCUGCAAGCCCUUCGAGGAAGUCAAGGAGAAGUACUACAAGUCCUUCGGAUACAACAAUGGCGAUGAGACCCAGGCAGAGUAUAUCGAGGAUGCGCUCUCAUAA